Messenger RNA from Aureobasidium vineae, 3324 nucleotides. NCBI's taxonomy places the organism in Eukaryota, Fungi, Ascomycota, Dothideomycetes, Dothideales, Saccotheciaceae. The record is from the annotation of a GenBank genome assembly.
AUGGUGUUUCUCUCAAAGGUCUUCAAAAGCAAGGAUGCAAAAGCGGGCGCAAAGCACAAAGUACAACAAGUGAACUCCAGCCAAGGGCACAUGCCCCUAGCAAAGCCUAGAUUUGUGUCGACAUGGAACAGCAAAGAAAUCGAGCUGGACGAGGUUGAUGAGCUCAUACAAGUGUGCACUUUGAUUCUCAAAUCAAGAGNCCGAGGCACUGGACACGCCCUUCUUACUCCUGCCGUUCAGACCAGAAACCGACACCGUGCCAGCAAAGACGUUUAUCAACGACUUCUUCAAAAGCAACCGGGAUGGGAGCAGGAACUACACUGGCUCGAGCCUUCGCAGAGAGCUCGUUCUUACCGACCCGGCANNAUUCUGUGCAGCAUUCUCAAAUGGUGCUGGAGUCGCAUGCCUGGCGGUGUUGUAACCUGGCCAGUCUAUCAUGGUUUCUCUUUGGGCGAACGUGAUUCAAACAUGGCAAGAAACGCCUUCCAUACCUUUAUUCCCAUGAGUGUCGAUUCCAACGCCAGAAAAAACAUCAUUUACAACUUCUUCGAUCUCUUGACCGCCAUUGCCGCUCACGGCAAGACCAAUGGAUUUGGAGGCAGAAAACUAUCGCGUAUGGCUGGUUGGUGGGCAUUCGAGCACUCGGACGAUGGCAAAGGCUUUGAAGGCGGCUAUAAAUCAUGGGUGACCUCUGCGGAUGCUUCCAGUCAUCUCUUUNUUGGCUACCUCAGAUCUUUGAACCCCGAGGCUCUGGAUGGUUUCACAGGCAUCAACGGUCUACCAAGAUCUAUCCAGGCAUUGUUAGCUCAGACCGAGUACCCUCCGGAAGCGCCUAUGCUCAUGCAAAAACAAACGCCCAAAGUCGUCAUGCUUGUUGACGCCGUUUCUCCUGGUCCCUUUGCUUUGCUCCGCAGAGCCAACAACUUCGAAUACCGGGACGAAGAUCUGCAGAUGCUGUCAGAAUUCGCUGAUCCUGCUCAAGCAUUGACCGAAGAAUGCAGACGUGUUCUUCACUGCAUCACAUCUGCAAACCAGUCUAUCCCUGUGCGAUCUCAAAGUAACAUGAGUAUUGGUUUGGAGAGUCUCAACAAUAGGCCAGACGAAUCUUGGUCACACUUCCAGGACUUUGGUUUCUCUUCGAUCGGCGACGACUCUAAUGAUCUUACAAGUAGCUCAUCUUCACCAAGCCUGGAGCCAAGAUUGUCGGGACUCAGGUCUGCACCCCGAUCCCGCGCCGAUAAUGGCGGUCGUCCAACGACACCCUCAUGGGCCGAUUUCCUGAAUUCUGGAUUCAUCGAUGAAGGCAACAACGUAAAAUCAGCUCCUAUAAGGAUGUUGAUGCCACCAGACAAGAUGCUUCCUCCAAUCAACAGUGGACUCCCAAGAUCAUCCAGUGGCUAUCAAGAAGGGGAUGUCAAUCCAGGCGAACUAGCUAGUAUCACAAAGUUCGAUCUUGAUGACUGCUUCUGGUGGGUCUGGAUGACCAGUCUUGCUAGCGAAGAACCUCCCGCAAGAAAGGCGGUAUUUGGUCGAUGUGCCCUUAUUGAGACUGGCAUACUUCACGGCCGCUGGAUCCUGCUGGAGGAACAGAUCAAGAGCGCUGCUCCUGAACCGGGUGAAGGCGCAUAUAUCGCUGAGAAGAAAUCACGCUUUGGUUUCAGUCGUAGGGGAAAACAGAGCCGUAGAAAAUCAGCCACUCUACCGCCAAACAGAUAUGACAGUCCUCAAUCAGAGCAACAAGCUACGCCAACAACACCAAACAUAUCCAGUAUCUCUCCGGACCAGCAAGCAAGAAUCAGGGCUGCAGCAGCCACUCUUGCUCGACAGCAUGUCAAAGCAGACGAAAUGCCAAACGGACAGCGACGAGGACGACACGAUGAUGCUUCUUCAAUGAAGACCAACAGCGUUUUGACAUUGGGUUUAACGAGUGAAGCGGCACCAGCUAUGAAGUGGGCCCAUACAUUCGACAAGGAAGUGGUGCGCAAGCAGUACCUGGGCGAUAACUUCGCUGGCAAGGGAACGCCUGUAGACAUGCAUGUCCCUGAUGAUGCUUCUGUACUCGCCGAAAUGCAAGGAUCCAACAAGCCUUUGCCUUCUUCUGAUGCUCGGAAACGAUCAGUCUCUGUCUCAGAACACGAAGUAUCUGCAGUUCCAGAUCAACGAAACGCAAGCGUAGAAGAUCUCCCCGUAGCUCAUUCGCCAUCUGCCAGCGCCGAACCCCUCUCACUCAGUGCUUCCAUCAUCUCUGAACGACCGGUCGUACACAACGCUACAGAGGUGCCGACUGUGUCCUCUGUACCCAAAGAGACCCAGGUAGGAAGGAAGCCAGUCCCGGAGCGUACCAACAAUGUCCACAAUCAUCCCGCAUUUAGGCCCUCUUUGGAAGGAAAGAGACCUAAAAACUCGGAGACUUCGGCAGUCAAGGCUGCAAGAGAAGCAUGGGAAGCGAAGGCCGCUAACUUCAGUCCUGAUAAGAUGGCUCACGAGCACAACAAACGUCCCAAUGGUUUCAAGCGGAUGUUCAGCAAGAGUCAGAAGAGCGACGACGGCAAAGGUCAGCAGCAAUCAGCUUCCAUGACUAGCCUCGCUCCACCUUCUGAAACGAAUCUUGGAAGGAAGUUGUCUCUGCUUCGCAAGAAAUCUACUACCCCGACUCCCCCAACACAGCCUACGAUGCCAACCAGCGAACCACUGUUUCCUCGCCGUGCAGUAGCAAACAACCUGGCAGCGCCUGUCUCGGAGCCAAGUCCUCCAGAAGUCAGCCCAUUGGAGCCAGGAUUUUCUCAGCAACAUCUCGGAACUGAUGACCACAUGGUCUCCNCUAUGUACCCCGAGCACAGAAGCAAUGCCGACGAAGAAUACAAGCGUUUUGACCAAGGACCUCUUUCGGACGCCCCUGCCUGGACACCUCGCGAGUCUAUCGAUUCACAUCUGCAAGCACAAGCAGAGGCUGCUCACAAAGCAGACCUGGAGGCGGGACAUCUAAAUGCACCUGGUGGAUUCCCUGAGACUCCCAUGGAAACUCCGAUGGAACAGGGCUCCGGUCGCCAACUCGAGACUGAGCCGGUCUACGAUACUGCCCAGCCAGUUGCAAACAAUCUCGAUAGAUGGGCACAGAUCCGAAAGAACGCUGCUGAGCGCGCAAACAGAGUGAGUGAGGACCAGAUCUCUCGCCGUCCAUCUCACAUCACCACUGGCACCGAAGAUGAAGGCGAUACCAGUGGCGAAGAGACUAUCGAGGAUCGAGUCGCUCGCAUCAAAGCUCGUGUUGCUCAUCUUACUGGUAACCUGGAGAGGGCACCUACAAGCACGCCACGCUACUAA